GCGGGCCUCGCGUCUUGACGCACGACGGGGGCGUGUCCGGGGAGCGCGCUGCGCGCUCUCGCUUGUUGUUCCCGCAGAGAGGGCAGAAGAUGGCGGCCGUGUCGAGCGGGGCUGCCGCCGCCGCCGGGAUCCAGCACCCGAACCUCGAGCGAGCGCAGCCCGCCGCCUCUAUCCGUCACUCGAACGCGAGCCGAGCCGCCGCGGGCGUCAGCCGCACGCCCCUCGCGCGCGUCGGCUACUAUGAGAUAGAGCGGACCAUCGGGAAGGGCAAUUUCGCCGUGGUGAAACUCGCCACGCACAUGAUCACCAAAGCGAAGGUGGCAAUUAAGAUCGUUGAUAAGACUCAGUUGGACGAUGAGAAUCUGAAGAAGAUUUUUCGGGAGGUUCAGAUCAUGAAGAUGCUGAAACACCCUCACAUCAUUCGUCUAUACCAGGUGAUGGAGACGGAGCGUAUGAUCUAUCUGGUGACCGAGUAUGCCAGCGGAGGAGAGAUCUUCGAUCAUCUCGUGGCUCAUGGACGGAUGGCAGAGAAAGACGCUCGGCGGAAGUUUAAGCAGAUCGUAGCAGCGGUUUAUUUCUGUCACUGUAGAAACAUCGUCCACAGAGACCUGAAGGCCGAGAACCUGCUGCUGGACCACAAUCUCAACAUCAAGAUCGCAGAUUUUGGCUUCAGUAAUCUGUUCUCGCGCGGGCAGCUGUUGAAGACGUGGUGUGGCAGUCCUCCUUACGCUGCACCUGAACUCUUUGAGGGGAAAGAGUAUGAUGGUCCCAAAGUGGACAUAUGGAGUUUGGGGGUGGUUCUGUAUGUUUUGGUGUGUGGAGCUUUACCCUUUGACGGGAGCACUUUACAGAACCUCCGGGCUCGAGUCCUCAGUGGAAAAUUCCGGAUCCCCUUCUUCAUGUCCACAGACUGUGAGUAUCUGAUCAGACACAUGUUGGUUCUGGAGCCCAGUCGACGUCUUUCAAUGGAGCAGAUCUGCAAGAACAAGUGGAUGAGACAAGGAGACCCAGACCCAGAGUUUGACCGAUUGAUAGAGGAGUGUGAGCAGGUGAAGGUGGAGCGAGAGACGGAGCUGAUCAAUGAACAGGUGUUACUGGCCAUGGCAGAGAUGGGCUUCGACCGCGAGCGCACUUUACAGUCUCUUCACGCAGACGAUUACGAUCACUACAGCGCCACCUACAGUCUGCUAUCUGAGAAACUGAAACGACACAAGAGUCUGCGUGUCACUCCGCCCACUCCACGGCCCCCCAUCUACCCACUCAACGCUGUACAGGAUCAGAGUAAUUCUGUCAGCAUGACGGUUCCUCAGGUGCAGCUCAUUAACCCUGAGAAUCAGAUUGUUGAGCCGGAUGGGACGAUGGCUCUGGACAGCGAUGAGGGAGAAGAACCCAGUCCAGAGGCCAUGGCCCGAUAUCUGUCCAUGAGACGCCACACUGUGGGUGUACCGGACCCCAGGGCUGAGAUGCAGGAGGAUCUACAGAAUUUGUCCCCCGGGUUUCCACGUGUGGCCCCUCAGCCGCCCUUCCCCCCGCUGGUGCCCAACAUGGCACAGAUGCAUCUGAUGCCCACCCCUAACCUACAGCCCACCCAGCAGCUGGAGUACAAGGAGCAGUGUCUCCUGCAGCCUCCGACUCUUCAGCUCUUGAAUGGGAUGGGUCCUCUGGGUCGCCGGGCGUCUGACGGUGGAGCUAACAUUCAGCUUCAUGCGCAGCAGCUGUUGAAGAGACCGCGUGGACAAUCUCCUCUGGUGGCCAGCCCGCAUCCCAUUCCUGUGGUGGCUCCAGUAGAUGAGGAGGGUUCUGAUGCUGAACCUGAUCCAGAAGCCGUGCAGAGGUAUUUGGCCAACAGUUCGAAGCGCCACAGCACACACGGCGCGGGUCCCUGCCACAUGGCCAGCGAGCUCUCAGCAGACUCACAGAGAGGCCGGCAGAGGGGCUGGACCCCCGAGCAGCACUGCCGGUCGUCCUACAAGGACUGUAACACACUUCACCUGCCGAUGGAGCGUUUCUCUCCUGUCAGACGCUUCUCUGAUGGAGCUGCCACCAUCCCGGCCUUCAAGACUCACCUAGAGAACAGCAGUCUCAUCAGACAGCUCAAACAGGAGUGUGAACAGCUUCAGAAGAUGUACGCAGCGCCGCAGGACGAGCGUCUGAUGGAACACACACAACAGCAGCAUAUCCUCUACCAGCAUGAGCAACAGAUACUGCACCAGCAAAUACAGGCCCUGUCUUUGGGACAUGGAGAAAACCAGCCCAGCAGUCACCUUACAUACCAGCUACAGAGGUUGCGUAUUCAGCCCUCCAGUCCCCCUCCCAACCAUCCCAACAAUCAUCUCUUCAGUCCAGCCAAUCCGAGUCCUCCGUCGGGGAACCAGGGGAUGAUGCAAGCGCACGGUGGUCCGUCUGCGGUGCAGUUUCAGCAUGGCCCCGCCCUCUACCAGUCUCCCAACGCCAGCCCUCCGCCCACCAGCCUCCCCCGCAUGGUCCAGCCACAGCCAGACUCCGCCCGCGUGAUGGCCCAGGCCCUCCCGCAACAGGUCACCAUUCAGGUGCAAGAGGUGGAGCUCGGGGGCGGAACCCAGCGGCAGGGUUUCCUAGCAACGCCGUGUCACAGAGUUCUGGGGAAACAGUUGAGUGCUGAUAACGCAGAAAGUCACAGUUGCAGUCUGAGUCGCUUCCACUGUUCCUCCGCAUACGAUCAGUUUAACCCGCACUUGUUCGGCGAGGGAGUGCACGGCGUGAUGGGAAUGGUGGGCACCUAUAACCCCUACCUGCACGGGCCGUCUCUGAAGGUGCCCGGGCUGGAGGGCUAUCAGGGCGGAGCCGGCGUGGGUUACGGCAGUCCGUCCGCCCUGCAGCAGGCUCUGCUCUCGCCGACGCCCCUGGAGUACAGGCCCGCCCAUCAGCACGUCACGCCCACGCUGCAGGGCCUCCUCUCGCCGCGGCACUCGCUCACGGGACACGCCGACCCCCGGCUGCCCCCGCAGGACCUGGCGGCGCUGCUGAAACGGCAGAGCCCGCGACCGGCCCCGCCCUCCACCGCCACUCCCACCCCGCAGGACUACGGAGAGAUGCUAAUGCUGCAUCAGCUGGGCCAGGGGGCCGAAAGCUUAGAGCACGCCCCUCCGCAAGCCCAGCCCACGCAGCACUAUCAUCACCUGCUUCAAAUCAGGACCUCCCCCGAAUGUCCCGCCCCGUCCCUCCCCCACUCCGAGAGCAUGGAAGAGGACGAGAUGCCGGGCUAUCACGAGGGCCUGCUGGCCAAAGCCGCCGCCCCCGGCGCAGAAGGACACGAGCUGUUGGCUCCGCCUUGUGGCAGCACGCCCCCAUACUCCUCCCCCGCUCACAGACACGCCUACACGUGCAGCGCUGCGAGAGAGUCGUGUGCUGACGCUGUUGUCGACUGCAGAGUGAUAGAAGACAAUCACAACGCUUACGGCUCACGAGCUGCGCAGGGCGAUGCGUACAGAGCACGAGGAUCAUUACAGCGACAUCACACCAUCCAGACCUGUGACGACGCUUACGAACAGGCAGAGAGUAUGUCUGGAAUGAGCUUAUUGGCUGGGAAGGCGCUAAGCUCCGCCCGCAUGUCAGACAUCCUCAGCCAAUCAUCUCUGAGCGGAAGCCAGCAGCUGCAGCAGCGUGGUGGCACGGCGUGUGACGUGGAGGGUGCGUGUUACCCGUCGUCCUGCACCAGUGACAUGCUGCUCAGCUACAAACCCCCCGACCUGCAGUACAGUGUGGAACAGGCCGGGGUCUAAACCAACACAGGGGUGUAUUUGCUGUAUAAAGGUCAUAUCCGUCUGCUGUGUUGUGCCGUCAUGCCAAAUCCUCUUCAUCUGUCUGUCGGGUGCUGUGGGUGUGGCCUGCAGGCAGGGGGCAGGGCACUCGGCCUCCUCCCGGCCAGCAUCACCUUGAAGUUCUCUUUGAUUGGACCCAGCGAGUGCCGCUCCGUCUGCUGCCGACCAAUAAUCAUCCACCACCCUAACACCCCCUCUUAUGGUUGCCAUAGCAGCGCACGAGGCAAACGCACACAGUCUUAUAUAAACACACACACACACACACACACACACACACAAACAAACAAACA
Molecule: messenger RNA, 4090 nt
Organism: Triplophysa rosa
Lineage: Eukaryota; Metazoa; Chordata; Actinopteri; Cypriniformes; Nemacheilidae
Gene: sik3
Product: SIK family kinase 3
Exons: 25
Coding region: 90-3761 (1223 amino acids)
Biological process (GO): protein phosphorylation; microtubule cytoskeleton organization; intracellular signal transduction
Cellular component (GO): cytoplasm
Molecular function (GO): protein serine/threonine kinase activity; ATP binding; tau-protein kinase activity
Source: RefSeq, a predicted model, not a curated record